Molecule: messenger RNA, 953 nt
Organism: Fimicolochytrium jonesii
Lineage: Eukaryota; Fungi; Chytridiomycota; Chytridiomycetes; Spizellomycetales; Powellomycetaceae
Product: kinase-like domain-containing protein
Exons: 4
Coding region: 232-873 (213 amino acids)
Biological process (GO): protein phosphorylation
Molecular function (GO): ATP binding; protein kinase activity
Source: RefSeq, a predicted model, not a curated record
GAUCAGCAUUGUGAGAGCUGAAGAGAGACUUCUCCCAGCGCUUCGCCAUAGGCAGAGGAACGUUCAUCCCCGUUUUCAUACUGUGCAUGAUGACUUCCGGCGUCCAAGUAUACGUUUCUCCAUCACUGGGCCAUCGUGUCACCGGAAUAAGUGAACCAAGCGUCGGUGACCUUGCCGCACAACUUGACUUGCUUUCCCUUCGACGACCGGAGACCGUUGACGUGCCGCUCAAUGUUGCCCGAAGACGGGACAAUCUCCCUCCGGUGCUUCCCGACUAUUUCGUGGAGGAGGACCUGGGCAAGUCUGGGCAGGCUCAUCUGUGGCGGGGCGAGCAUAAACCCACGCAAACAAAAGUGGCAAUCAAGGUCUUACAAGCACAAAAACGUUUUGAACAUCUUUGACGUCGUCCCAGGGAUCGGAAUCAUCGUUACGCCUUUCAUGUUUCAUGGUGAUCUGGUCAAAUACAUCAGCGACUGCUUCCCUGGCCCUAUGGAACCGCGGGUGCGGGAAGCACGGCGCAUGGCGCUGGGCAUCGCGGAGGGACUCGCCUGGAUCCACGAGAAGGGUGUCGCCCAUCGCGACAUGAAGCCGAGCAACGUCCUCGUCGACGAUGCGGGAAACCCUGUCGUCUGCGAUCUGGGUCUCGCCAAAGGGCACGAAGAUAAGCUGCUGCAAUACGCUCUUAUGUCGGGGGCCCCUGGCCGGCUGAUUGGCACUUAUUGUUAUCUGGCUCCUGAGAUCCUUCGUGGAAGCCCCAUGUUUGUGGAGCAACACGGUGAGACCAACGGGUCGCGGGUUCUGUACAGCAACGCCAUUGACGCGUUCGCUUUUGCUGUCAUUGUGUGGAAUAUGCUGUCCAAGGUGCGAGGGUAGACGAAUCGCUUUGUUCAGAGGUGUCGCUAAGGGUUUUGUAGGACUGCUUUGUAGGCAGAAGCCUAGCGGCCCAUAUAAAA